CCACAAGCCCAGGGCUUCCCUCUGCCGUGACCGUGAGCUUCCUGCCCGCGGGCGCAGUUUGGGCAGCCAGCCACAGUCCGGCCAAAGCUACCAGCUGCACUGUGCAACACAGGAGCUGUGGCCACUGCGGGGCUGGGAGGGGCUCUCUGCCCUCCCUGGACUGCCUCUGGAGGUGUGAGGAUCCUGCAGGGUGCAGGUGAGACCAGAGCUGGGGGAGCUGCCCCAGAUCCUGAGGACCCUGGCUGGGGCAGGUGAGUGUGUGUGGAGGUGGCAGGGCUCCUGGAACCAGGAUCUGCAGCCCUGCUCUGAGUUGCCACACCCACUAUGUCACCCGGAGAAAAACUGGACCCAAUCCCUGACAGCUUCAUCCUGCAGCCACCAGUCUUCCACCCGGUGGUUCCGUAUGUCACCACAAUCUUUGGUGGUCUGCAUGCAGGCAAAAUGGUCAUGCUGCAGGGCGUGGUCCCUCUGAAGGCUCACAGGUUUCAGGUGGACUUCCAGUGUGGCUGCAGCCUGUGCCCCCGGCCAGACAUCGCCAUCCACUUCAACCCUCGCUUCCACACCACGCAGCCCCACGUCAUCUGCAACACCCUGCAUCGUGGCUGCUGGGGCGUGGAGGCACGGUGGCCCCGCCUGUCCCUGCAGAGAGGAGCCGCCUUCCUCCUCCUCUUCCUCUUUGGUAAUGAGGAGGUGAAGGUGAGUGUGAACGGACAGCACUUCCUCCACUACCGCUACCGGCUCCCGCUGUCUCGCGUGGACACGCUGGGCAUAUUCGGUGACAUCUUGGUGAAGGCCGUUGGAUUCCUGAACAUCAACCCAUUUGCGGAGGGCAGCCAAGAGUACCCCGUUGGGCACCCCUUCCUGCUGACGAGCCGCAGGCUGGAGGUGCCCUGCUCACGUGCUCUUCCCCGGGGCCUCUGGCCUGGCCAGGUUAUCAUAGUGCGGGGACUGGUCCUGCAGGAGCCCAAGGACUUCACUCUGAGCCUGAGGGACGAGGCUGCCCGCGUGCCUGUGACGCUUAGGGCGUCCUUUGCGGACAGAAGCCUGGCCUGGAUCUCCCCUUGGGGACGGAAGACGCCCAUCUCAGCCCCCUUCCUCUUUUACCCCCAGCGGUUCUUCGAGGUGCUGCUCCUGUGCCAGGAGGGAGGGCUGAAGCUGGCCCUCAAUGGGCAGGGGCUGGGGGCCACCAGCCUGGGCCAGCAGACCCUGGAGCAGCUGCGGGAGCUCCGGAUCAGCGGCAGCGUCCAGCUCUACUGUGUCCAUUACUGAAGAGGACUCCAGGGAGACCCCAGGCAGAGGAG
This is a messenger RNA of Lepus europaeus (European hare), 1301 nucleotides long. It is a transcript of the gene LGALS12, whose product is annotated as galectin 12. Gene Ontology annotation, biological process: lymphatic endothelial cell migration; intrinsic apoptotic signaling pathway. Gene Ontology annotation, molecular function: lactose binding; integrin binding. The record is from RefSeq and is a predicted model, not a curated record. The coding region runs from base 325 to 1269 and encodes 314 amino acids. The transcript has 9 exons. NCBI's taxonomy places the organism in Eukaryota, Metazoa, Chordata, Mammalia, Lagomorpha, Leporidae.